This is a messenger RNA of Pangasianodon hypophthalmus (striped catfish), 2313 nucleotides long. Its product is annotated as phospholipase A2, minor isoenzyme. Bases 94 to 543 code for a protein of 149 amino acids. Gene Ontology annotation, molecular function: phospholipid binding; calcium ion binding. Gene Ontology annotation, biological process: arachidonate secretion; lipid catabolic process; phospholipid metabolic process. The transcript is spliced from 4 exons. The record is from RefSeq and is a predicted model, not a curated record. Lineage: Eukaryota; Metazoa; Chordata; Actinopteri; Siluriformes; Pangasiidae.
UCUAAGCAGGUUAAACCCUUCAAGGCUGUGUUGUGACUACAUAAGGAGAAAUUUCUGUAGCAUAUUUUUGAGUGAACCUCUCAACAGGACACCAUGAAGACCCUCCACACUAUUCUUCUGCUAGUAUUUGGCAUUACUCUUGCUCAGGCUCUUGAAUACAAGGCUCUAUGGCAGUUCAGGUCUAUGAUCAUCUGUGUCAAGCCUGACAGCUGGCCAGCCCUAGACUACGCAGACUACGGCUGCUACUGUGGUUAUGGUGGCUCAGGAACCCCCGUCGAUGAGCUGGACAGAUGCUGUCAGGUACAUGACCAGUGCUAUGGUGAUGCCAUGCAACAUGAAGCAUGCUGGGCAAUCCUGGACAACCCUUACACUGAAAUCUAUGCCUAUAGUUGUGACGAAGCCACUAAGACAAUAACCUGCAAGAGCAACAACAAUGAAUGUGAGAUGUUCAUCUGUGAGUGUGACCGGAAGGCUGCUGAGUGCUUUUCUGUCUCUGAGUACCAUGAGGGAAACAAGAACCUGCCCAGUGAUCGCUGCAAAUAAUUUAUAGACAACUUACACAACAAGAAGUAGAUCUAGUUAGUAUUUGCAUUAGACAGCUAACCAUUUUAUCAUCUGAGUAUGACAUUAAAGGUAGUUCAAACUGUUUCAACAAUUAUUUUAUGUCUGAAAUUUUCACUUGUUUUACUUCAUCUCAUGAAAAUUUCUUACCCAAGUAAUAAUCAAUAAACAGCUUACGAUAACAAGCAGCUGCUGAGAUUUCUCAUUCAGUUACACUGAUCAGCCAUAACAUUAUGACCACUGACAGGUGAAGUGAAUAAUAUUGAUUAUCUCGUUACAAUAGCACCUGUCAAGGGUUGAGAUAUAUUAAGCAGCAAGUGACCAGUCGGUUCUCGAAGUCGAUGUGUUGGAAACAGGAAAAAUGGGAAAGCAUAAGGAUUAGAGAGACUUUGACAAUGGCCAAAUUGUGAUGGCUAGAUGAUGGUCAGAGCAUCUUUAAAACAGCAGGCCUUGUGGGGUGUUCCCGGUAUGCAGGUUAGUACCUACCAAAAGUGGUCCAAGGACGGACAACCGGUGAACUAGCGACAGGGUCAUGGGCGCCCAAGUCUCACUGAUGCACGUGGGGAGUGAAGGCUAGUCCGUCUGGUCUGAUCCCACAGAAGAGCUAUUGUAGCACAAAAUGCUGAAAAGUUAAAGAUGGAUAUGACAGAAAGGUUUCAGAACACACAGUGCAUCGCAGCUUGCUGCGUAUGUAGCCACAGACCUGUCAGAGUGCCCAUGCUGGGGCCUACAAUGGUGAGCAUCAGAACUGGACCACAGAGCAAUGGAAGAAGGUGGCCUGGUCCGAUAAAUCACAUUUUCUUUUACAUCAUGUGGAAGGUGCGGGUGCGUGUGCAUCGUUUACCUGGGGAAGAGAUGGCACCAGCAUGCACUACGGGAAGAACGCAAGCUGGCGGAGGCAGUGUGAUGCUCUGGGCAAUGUUCUGCUGGGAAACUUUGGGUCCUGGCAUUCAUGUGGAUGCUAUUUUGACACAUACCACCUACCUAAACAUUGUUGCAGACCAGGUACACCCCUUCAUGGCAACGGUAUUCCCUAAUGGAAGUGACCUCUUUCGGCAGGACAAUGCGCCCUGCCACACUGUAAAAAUUGUUCAGGAAUAGUUUGAGUAACAUGACAAUGAGUUCAAGGUGUUGACUUGGCCUCCAAAUUCUCCAGAUCUCAAUCCAAUCGAACAUCUGUGCGGUGUGCUGGCCAUCAAGUCCAAUCCAUGGAGGCCCCACCUCGCAACUUACAGGACUUAAAGGAUCUGCUGUUAACAUCUUUGUGCCAUAUACCACAGCACACCUUCAGGGAUCUAGUGGAGUCCAUGCCUGAACAGGUCAGGGCUGUUUUGGCAGCAAAAGGGGGACCAACCCAAUAUUAGGCAGGUGGUCAUAAUGUUAUGGCUGAUCGGUGUAUAUCUCUUCCUCUUAUUAUAACUGCAACAGUGUUUGCUUUUGGUAAUUUAUGGGAAACACCAUUAAAUCUAUCUGUUCCAUAGUAUAUGUACUAGAAACUGUUUAACAAGGUAUAUAGGAAGUUCUUUAGUUUACACACAACAGAAGGGAGUGCAGUGUGAGAAUGUCACUUUUUAGAAGGUGUACAUUGCAAACAACUGUGUAGUGAACAAAUAGGAAAUUGAGGGUGUUUUUUUCCUACUUUUCCAGUUCAAGUACUUGAUGCUAAGCAACAUUUUCUAAACCUUGCAACAUGGCAAGAGAAACUAAUUGAACAUUCAGUAAAAAUAAAUAAAUUAUUGACAUAUAACAACA